Molecule: messenger RNA, 1026 nt
Organism: Zychaea mexicana
Lineage: Eukaryota; Fungi; Mucoromycota; Mucoromycetes; Mucorales; Lichtheimiaceae
Exons: 3
Coding region: 1-1026 (341 amino acids)
Biological process (GO): ubiquitin-dependent protein catabolic process
Cellular component (GO): cytosol
Molecular function (GO): polyubiquitin modification-dependent protein binding
Source: RefSeq, a predicted model, not a curated record
AUGUCAACAAUUAAUGUAAACGUAAAGUCAUCCAGUGACAAAAAGUUCGUCAUUGCAAUUGAAACAUCAAAAACCGUACUUGAUCUGAAAAAUGCCAUUGCGGAACAAACCGAAGUGCCUGCAGACCGACAACGUUUAAUCUAUUCUGGACGAGUACUUAAAGAUCAUGAUACCCUGGCAGACUACAAGAUUGCUGAUGGUACCACCGCCACUGCAAGCACCGCAACCCCACAAUCAACAUCGACGACGACUCCCUCUUCUACAACAACAACCACUACUACUACCACUGCUCAACAAGAUUCGACUCUACAACAACAACAACAACAACAGCAACAACAACCAUUAGCAGGCAAUCCCUUUGCAGCUUUAGGUGGUGGUGCUGCAAAUCCAUUCGGUAUGCUUGGCACUGGAUUUGGUGCAGGCGCUAUGGGCAAUAGCUUCGGCUCGCCAGAUCCAAACAUGAUGAAUGCUAUGCUUCAAGAUCCAAUGUUUGCUCAAUACAUGUCAUCGGUUUUGCAAAACCCUUCUGUGCUUGACUCGAUCAUCACCAGCAACCCACACUUGUCGUCGAUGGGUCCAGAAAUUCGCAACAUGAUGCAGUCGCCUGAAUUUAGACAAAUGCUCGGCAAUCCUCAAAUGAUUCAACAAAUGGCACAAAUGGCCUCGGCUAUGCAAGGUAUGGGAGGAGCAGGAGCAGCAGCAUUCGGUGCCGGUGGUGCUGGUGCUGGUGCUGGUGCUGGCGGUGCUCCUGCUGUAGAUCCACAACUGCAACAACGCAUGGCUGCUCUGUUUGGCGGUAUGGGUGGCAUGGGCGGCAUGGGCGGCAUGGGCGGUAUGGGCGGUAUGGGCGGUGGCUCACCAGCUCCACCUGCCGAUAGUCGACCACCUGAAGAACGAUUCCAGGUUCAGCUUCAGCAAUUGAACGAAAUGGGAUUUUACGAUGCAAGCAAGAACAUCCGGGCACUGUUGGCAACAGGAGGAAACGUCAAUGCAGCCAUCGAAAUGCUUUUCAGUGGAACCAUGUAG